AUGCAUACUCCCUCGCAUCCCCGCGGUGGCGCACGCGCAUCCCCGCGGUGGCGCAUGCGCAUCCAAUGUCAUAUCUUCCACUCCAUCACCAUAACAAUCUCCGCAGUCCACACACGCUUCAUCCAGCGCGUCGCCAAGACCGCCCGCCUCGUCCGCCUCGUCCGCGAGCUCUGCUUCCACGAGCGCACCAACGGGUUCGCCAGGGACACCCGCCCCCCCGGGCCAUGCGCACGAUCCCCGCGCAUGCGCUCCCGCGCCUGCACACCCCGCGCUUCAAGCGCAUCGCGUUCCAGCAGGUCCCCCAUCGCGUGCCCUUCUCCACCACGCUCCGGCGCUUCGCCCGCGUCCGCACGCUCGCCUUCGCCGGCUGCGCCUUCCCGACGCUCCGCGCCUUCGAGACGCUCGUCGCCGCGCCGCCCGGUCUCGCUCGACCUCGUCUCCUGGGGCUUCGGCGCCGACGAGCGGCGCAACAGCGCACGCCGCUGCCCGCCUCGCCUCGCGCUCCACGCCGUCGAGCUCAUGCGCCACGCGGACCCCGCGCGCUUCGCCGCGUGGCUCUUUCGCAUGCCCGCCCCGCCGACCGCGACGGGCGCGCCGCUGGAGCGGCUGACGUUCGAGAUGUGGCUGAACGACGGGCGGCAGCUCGCCAGCCCGUGGUGGGACGCGGUCGCCGCGCUGCUCGACCAGCCGUGCUUUGCGGGCGUGCGGGAGGUGCUGGUCAUGUACCGCGGCGACCUCAGCAUGAAAAUUACGACGGGGUCGUUGGAGAACCGGUUUCCGGAGCUCGCGAGGAGACAUGUGCUGCGCGUCACGGACGUCUCGCCGUUCCUCGCGGGGAGGAUCAGGUGA
Molecule: messenger RNA, 849 nt
Organism: Postia placenta MAD-698-R-SB12
Lineage: Eukaryota; Fungi; Basidiomycota; Agaricomycetes; Polyporales; Adustoporiaceae
Exons: 2
Coding region: 1-849 (282 amino acids)
Source: RefSeq, a predicted model, not a curated record